AUGACUUUCAGGUGGAGCAGCCUCUUUAGAAAAUCUGGGCUGUGUCUGUCCUCCAUCAUAGCCGCUCCUCCUCCCUCCUGCAGGUGGCUCCACAUCGGCCAGCGAGCUUCCCUCACCAAAGCCUUCUCCACUCGUGACGUGGAGCUGUUCGCUGAGCUGACAGGCGACACCAACCCCCUCCACCUGGACCCUGCUUACGCCCGCACCACCUCCUUCGAGACUCCCAUUGUCCACGGCGUCCUCAUCAACGGGCUGAUCUCUGCCGUUCUCGGCACCAAGAUGCCCGGCCGCGGCUGCAUCUUCCUCUAUCAGGAGAUCCGCUUCCCGGCGCCGCUCUAUAUCGGAGAGGAGGUGGUAGCUGAGGCGGAGGUCAGAAAGAUCAAGAUGUCGUUUGCUUUCAUCGCUGUAACGUGCUCUGUGAAGGAUAAGGUGGUGAUGGAGGGGGAGGUGAUGGUGAUGAUGCCUGAGGAUCAGCAGCAGAAAGGAUGA
This is a messenger RNA of Xyrichtys novacula (pearly razorfish), 489 nucleotides long. The record is from the annotation of a GenBank genome assembly. Lineage: Eukaryota; Metazoa; Chordata; Actinopteri; Labriformes; Labridae.